Molecule: messenger RNA, 909 nt
Organism: Sinocyclocheilus anshuiensis
Lineage: Eukaryota; Metazoa; Chordata; Actinopteri; Cypriniformes; Cyprinidae
Product: mannose-P-dolichol utilization defect 1 protein-like
Exons: 8
Coding region: 82-750 (222 amino acids)
Biological process (GO): oligosaccharide biosynthetic process
Source: RefSeq, a predicted model, not a curated record
UGCGUCCUUUGAAAUAAUUUUUACUAACUUUCUUCAUGCCAGAAAAAAUGCUAUGACCAGUUUUUCUUCUACUUCAACUUUAUGCACGUACCCUGUCUGAAGAUUGUUUUACGUAAGACUAUGGGAAUAUUGAUUUUGGUGGGAAUUGUUAUUGCUCCACUCCCUCAGAUCUGGAAAGUUCUUUGGUCUGGAAGUUCUAAUGGACUGUGUCUGACCUCGAUUUUUCUGGAGCUGUUGGCCAUCUCUACACAUGCAGCUUUCUGCUACACUCAGAACUUUCCCAUUGGUGCCUGGGGGGAAAGUUUGUUUGCAUUGAUCCAGAUUGCUGUCCUGACUUUGCUUGUCCAGCACUACCGAGGGAAACCCAUAAAAGGUAUAUAUUUUCUUGCUGUAUACUGUGGCUUUAUGUUCCUCCUGGCCUCACCUUUGACUCCUGUGUCAGUGGUUUGGACACUGUAUGAGUGGAACGUGCUGUUGGUUAUUGCUGGCAGGUUUUUCCAGGCAGGAAGUAACUUCAGGUGGGGACACACAGGACAGUUGUCUGCGCUCUCUGUUUUCCUGAACUUUCUUGGCUCUCUGGGACGCAUCUUCAGUUCCCUGCAGGACACAGGCCUUUCUCUCUUAACUCAGAUGUAUGUGGUGGCCUGCUGUUGCAGUGGGGUGAUACUAGCACAGGUCCUGAUGUACUGGAAUAAAUGCGUGACAAACAGCCAGAAAGAAGGACAAGAGGAGAAAGACAAGGCUGAAUGAAAGAGAUACCGUUUUGCUUUCUUGGAUUUACACUUCAGAAUGUGUGUGCACUCCCGGAAAAGAGGUUGUGAAUCAUUAAAUGUCUCAUGAAAUGUUUGUAAUUUCUCUUUUCAGUCCUAAGAUGUGAUUUAAUUUCUUUCUAUUUUUUUAUGCCAUACA